UGACCCCCUCAAAGCCUCACAACCUACUACCUGCACCUUCUUCCCAAUGGAGAAUUCAGGCGAGGAGCUCUCUUCCACGGCCAACCGCUCCUUCUCCGGCGACGGCAGCGCCGCCGCUUCUGAGGAGGAGAGCGGCUGGACGUCGUACAUCGACUACUUCAUGAAGACGCAGCGGCGACAGAAGGGGGAGGCGAGUCUUUCCGCUGAUGCUCUCUCAACUGACGAUGCUGGAGGAUGCCGUUCUACAUCGGAAUGCAGUGGUGAUUGUGGAGUAGGAGCCUCCACACGGCUGCCGGCGCUCGUCGAGCCGUCGGUGGUGUCGAGAAGGUUGAGCCUCAAGGAGGGUUGGAGGAAGAAGAAGAAGGUCUUGUAUGAUGAGUCCUUGGAGGAUACAGCAACAUCUCCUAUCAGUAGCCCUAAGUUGAUUGAGCCGAGGGAUUCAGAUGCCACCCACCAGAAGAAAAAUAAUCCCAGCGAUGAGAUUUUGCAUUCUAAGAAGAAUACAACUGGUGAUGUAAAUGGGGCAAACACAACAACAGACACGACAAUCAAAGAAGAAGACGGUGCAUAUGACAACAAUGAGCUGAGGAAGAAAGGCCUUUGCUUGGUCCCAGUGUCUGCUUUCCGUGUAUAUAAUAGCUGAUCUGAUCCCAGUAAACUCAUUCGUUGCUAGCUAGCUGGUUGUACAUUUGGUAAUAAGCUAGCACCGAACCUUAUCACACAUUGCUUGCAUACAUGUACACACACUUGCACAUAUGAAAAGAAGGUUGAUAACCUUGUGAAAUUCUUGUAAACGUUAGUCUGUUCCUGUUCAUGAAAAUGGUACAAACUUUACAUGUAAAAAGGUACAAACUAAAGGUUUAGUGUUAGGUGACGCAUCACACUGGUGUGUUAGAUACGGGGUCUAUUCCAUCUUGUGAAGGAGAUUAGUUAUUCUGUUCGUGUAUGAGCUGGUUGUUGAUCUAUCUGUUCCUUCCUCCA
Messenger RNA from Setaria italica (foxtail millet), 981 nucleotides. RefSeq lists its product as uncharacterized. The transcript is spliced from 3 exons. The coding region runs from base 47 to 643 and encodes 198 amino acids. Gene Ontology annotation, biological process: xylem development. NCBI's taxonomy places the organism in Eukaryota, Viridiplantae, Streptophyta, Magnoliopsida, Poales, Poaceae. The record is from RefSeq and is a predicted model, not a curated record.